UGCCAACCCAAGACAGAUGUGGAAUUCCAGUUGUUGACCCAUUUCUAGUAGAAAGGUCUGAGAGAAACACAAAUGUGCUGCCAGCCAAGCUUGGGGAGCCUAGGGUGGUUGGUGGCCAUGCCGCACCUGCCAUGUCGUGGCCCUGGCUCGUCAGCCUGCAGCACCAAGGACGACAUUUCUGCGGAGGGGCUCUGAUUGCGAAACAGUGGGUCCUGACAGCGGCACACUGUAACUUUGGUACUGUCACAGACAACCUGGUAAUAGGAAGAAGUUACCUCUCGAACAUGAGGAAUAGUGAUUUGCUGCCAGUGAAAGCUGUGUACGCUCACCCCGGCUUCACACCAUUUCCUCCUAAUGAGGAUCUCUCCUUGUUGCAUCUGGAAAAACCCGUUGAACUAGGAGAAUUUGUAUCUCCAAUCUGUUUGCCAGGGAAAGAUGAUAAAAUAAAUUUACUUUCCAAAUGUUUGACUGCUGGAUGGGGAAUAACUGAACCACAUCAUGAGUAUAUUCACUACCUCUUGCAAGAUUAG
Molecule: messenger RNA, 530 nt
Organism: Ceratotherium simum simum (southern white rhinoceros)
Lineage: Eukaryota; Metazoa; Chordata; Mammalia; Perissodactyla; Rhinocerotidae
Source: RefSeq, a predicted model, not a curated record